Molecule: messenger RNA, 1161 nt
Organism: Miscanthus lutarioriparius
Lineage: Eukaryota; Viridiplantae; Streptophyta; Magnoliopsida; Poales; Poaceae
Source: the annotation of a GenBank genome assembly
AUGGCGCCCCUGAGCUCCCUCAGCCCCGCAGCCCCGGCCUACAUCCCGCAGAGGGCCGCGCCAUGGAUCCCGCCUCCGCCCGUGCCUGGUUUCACGACGUACAUCUGCAUGGCCCCGCCGCCGCUGCCGCCGCCGGAGUUCUUACCGUGGCCGCCCCUGGCUCCACCUCCGCCUCCGCCUUGCUGGGGCAUCCCGCAGGCCGCUUGCGUCCCGGGGGUGCGGGGACCGUUCCAUGGCGGCGUGGUGCCGCACGGAGCGAUGCCCAUGAUGACCCCCUCUCGGUCUGCUCCAAGUGCCCGGCCACGCGGCCAUCUCAAGGACUCGGCAGGGAUGCGACGAGCGGCGGGUCCGGCGGCAGCCGCGGCGUCCUACGGCGUGAAGGCCGCCGCGGACGCGAAGGAUGCGGCGGCGACCAACCAGCCGUCCCCGCGCUCUGUGCUCGCGGUCGCUGCUCCGAGCCCGCCCAUCUCGCCGACGACGUCCCUCCCUUCGUCGUUCCCGUACCAGCUGGUGCUCCCUGCGCCGCCGCCGGCCUCUGCAGCGGCGCCUUCCCCCGCCGAGGGCAGCGUGGCUGUCCGUCCACCGCAGAGACGCGGCCGGCGGCUGCGCGGGCCGAGUCGUGCGCGGCCGGCUUCCAGAGUGCUAGUGCGCCGCACCGUCAAGCCUCGGCGGCUAUUCGACCCUACCUCUGAGCGGACUAGCCUCAUGAUCCGAAACAUUCCUAAUGAUUUCACGAGGACGAGGCUGAUGAACAUCCUCGAUGAACACUGCUUCAUUGAAAACGAGAAGAUCGCGCUGGGCGGGGUGAGGUCGGAAUACGACUUCCUCUACCUGCCUAUCGACUUCCGGAGCCUUGCCAACAAGGGCUACGCCUUCGUAAACAUGACUUCGCCGGAGGCCGCCCGCCGGCUCUGGGAGGACCUCCACGGGCACCCAUGGGCUUUCAAGCGCAGCGGCAAGACCUGCGCGGUGGACUACGCUGACCGAGAGGGGCGUGACCAGUUGGUCGAGCAUUUUUCUGGGUCGCGCUUCGACUGCCACACCGAGGCGUACCUGCCGGUGCGUUUCGAGCCUCCGCGGGACGGCACCCGGCCGGCGGACGGCGCGAUGCAUGUCGUCGGCAGGCUCGCCGCCCGCCCCCGCGCUGGAGAUGGGAAGUAA